This is a messenger RNA of Fonsecaea erecta, 1638 nucleotides long. RefSeq lists its product as hypothetical. The record is from RefSeq and is a predicted model, not a curated record. Bases 1 to 1638 code for a protein of 545 amino acids. NCBI's taxonomy places the organism in Eukaryota, Fungi, Ascomycota, Eurotiomycetes, Chaetothyriales, Herpotrichiellaceae. The transcript is spliced from 5 exons. Gene Ontology annotation, molecular function: monooxygenase activity; oxidoreductase activity, acting on paired donors, with incorporation or reduction of molecular oxygen; heme binding.
AUGGGUGUGAUGCUUCAUCUCCAGCAUGCGGCCCCUAGUGCCAGCCAAAUAGCCAUUGGUCUGGCUCUAUUCGGGCUGCUGGCUCUCGUCGUCGACUAUGCCCGCAUGCUCCUUCUGCGGAGGAAGAUGCCUCCUGGCCCGCUUCCAUGGCCGAUUGUGGGCAACACGUUCCAAUUACCGGACCACAAGCCGUGGAUUUACUUCGAAACCCUCGCCAAGCAGUACAAAACUCCCGUCAUCACAUACUGGAUCGGGCGGAGCCCUACAGUCUGGAUCUGCGAUGCCUGGGCGGCUUCCGAGAUGUUGGACAAGCGAGCGAGCAUCUACUCUUCUCGACCUCGCAUGGUCGUCUUUGGGGAGCUGUCCAUGGGCCAGUCGAACAUCGUCUCCAUGUUCUACGGGGACCGCUGGCGACUGCACCGGAAAUUGACUCAUAUGGGAGUUGGUCUGCAGCACGUGCGCAGCUACAGUGGGUUUCAGAACAACGAGAGCAAAGUGGUGGCGUUGGACUUGGUGCGAGAUCCCGCCGACUAUGUCAUGCAUUUCGAGCGAUAUGCCGCCUCGGUCGUGAGCAUUAUCGGAUUCAACCGUCGUAUCAAGAGCAAGGAGGAUCCCAUCAUCACCGAAGUCAUUGCCGUCAUGCAGAGGGCAGCGGAAUUGAACGUGCCUGGCAAGACUUUCCCCAUGUUGAUGGAGACAUUCCCCUGGCUGUCCUACUUUCCCAACUGGAUGGCACCUUGGAAAUGCGGGCUCGGAGCCGGAAAGGGACGCGGCCGGUCAUUCUACUAUGCCUUGGCCGAAGAAGCCGUGCGCAAGAGCAACGGCGACACAUGUUACGCCAAGAAGAUCUUCGACGAGGCGCCCAAGUACAAUCUGUCCAAUAUGGAAAUUGCUUCGCUCAACGGGAAUCUCUUCGGAGCUGGCAGCGACACCUCGAGUUCCACCCUCAUCACCUUUGUCUUGGCCUGUUGCGCCUUCCCUGAAGUUCUGCCCAAGGCAUGGGAGGAGCUUGAUCGUGUGGUCGGAUCGUACCGAAGUCCCAGUCUGGACGACGAUCUGCCCUAUAUCCGCGCGUUUGUGAAGGAAGUCUUCAGGUGGCGGUCGGUCGCCAUCAUCGGAGGCCAGCCACAUGCUCCGAUUCAAGACGAUUAUUAUCGGGACUGGUACAUCCCCAAGAACACCUGGGUGCAGGGUAACGUGUGGGCGAUCCACCGCAACGAGAACGAGUUCCCGGAGCCCGACCGCUUCUGCCCGGACCGCUUCUUCGAAGGACACCCGCUCCACCGGCCGUUCCCCAACGAGAAGGGCUACAUGACCUUCGGCUGGGGCCGGCGUGUCUGCAGCGGCCAGGGUCUGGCCGAACAGGGCACGUUCCUGACCGUGGCCAGACUGCUCUGGGGCUUCAACAUCCAGAAAGCCCUUGACAAGGACGGGAACGAAAUCCCCGUGGAUAUCUUUGCAUAUACGAACGGCCUGAACAUGCGCCCGGAACCGUUCGAAUGCCGCAUCACGCCACGCACCCCCGAGAUCAAGGAGACGAUCGAGCGGGAAGGAAAACAGGCCCUCGAGGAGCUGGCGCAGUACGACGGCGAGAGUCAGUACCGCAUGAGCACGUUCUACCUCGAAGAUAAAAUGUAG